AUGUUCCGGUUAAACCGUAAUGAGGCUGAAAACGAGCCUGCCCUUGUUCAACCCCCGGACCAUGAUACCCCCAGCCAGAAAACACCCGGUACAACAGCAUACGCCUCUCCUUCCAGAGAUGAGAUUACUCCGGCGGCGUGGGGGAUUGGAUGGCGGGCCCCAACCAUGAUGAUUGGAUUCCUCAUUGCCGGUGCGAUGUUUUCGAUGGGCCAUCACUUAUACUACCAGAGCCUUGACAGCACCCGCGUCACCUCAGUUAAUCAGCAAACGUGGGCGAUUCGAAUCGGAACUGGCUUCGCCUUCCUGAUCAAGUCUUUCCUUGUGUCGGCUGUUGGCAUCGCAGCGGUGCAAGUGAUGUGGGCCACUCUGCGGCGGAAGUUUGUGAAGCUUCGCGGGAUCGAUGGCAUGUUUUCCAUCCUUAGCAGCCCACUUGCUUUGCUCACUCCAAAUCUCUGGGUGUGCGCAAAAACCCUCAUUAUCCUUGCGAUCAUGUCAUGGCUUAUCCCACUGACGUCGGUUAUCACACCUGCUACCUUGUCCAUCAAUCUCUUGACAACCACCAAUGUUACCCAGAUGCGUGUUCCGACUGUGAAUUUUGUGGAUUCCUUUUGGCUGCCCUGGGCAACAUUCGAAGGGGCGGGAUUUAUUGCGGCGCCUGCGCCCGGCAUCAACCGUCUAUUUACGGCUACUUACUCCUCUUCUGAGGUGGUCCCAUUCUCUGCACCUUCCCCUAACUCAUCCUACACACUUGAUUUCUGGGGCCCAUCAUACAAGUGCCAGAGAUUGAGUGAAGCGAUCGUGGAGAUGAAGGGCAUGACUUUUACCGAUUCCUCACUGAACAACUACAGUUCCUUGCAGAAAGUGUGGGAUCAUGAAACUAGUAAACUCAACUUUACCACCUUGUACUCGGGGGCUGCUAGUACCGUCCUGAACAACACCUUAUUCAUAUACGCCACAGGAGCAAACCCCCUUUGGAACGACAACGCCACGCAACCAACCGAGCUUGUAUGUCAGCUUUGGAAUACCUCCUACGUGGUGAACUUGAAUUUUACCAACGGUGUUCGGAGCCUGACACCUGUAUCAACGAAGCAGGUGGCGCCCGCUAACUGGGAUAGCAGGGCUGGCUCCUACACUUCACUAGAACCUCAGGGGCCAGGAGUCAACGGUGGUUUCUACUUGACACACUUGCUAUUCUCUCGCAUCAUGCAAAGUACCCUAUAUAUCAGCUCUGUUGGAACACUCGAAUCAGUUUUGACCUCCUCGAUUCCUGACGACACGCUCACAUUCACACAACUGUCAAUCAUGCAAAGCGGCCUUUUCGCAUGUCCGGAGCUCUGGAAUAGUUCCGAGUACAAAAGUAUGCUUAUGGGAUUUGAUGACUCUACCACGCUUUGCCGGAAUAAAACAUUAGCUCGAGCCAUAGAGGAUCUGUCGCAUAACUUCACCUACAGCCUCCUCAGUCUCAACGCGGCCAAUACCAGUGUACCUGUUACAGUCUCGUCACCUCAGAAUUUCUACGCUUACGACAGUAAGAAUCUGUUGGCAGCUUAUAUGACUGCACUGGGUGUUACUAUUGUAUGCGUCAUUGUCGGAUUCCUUGCCUUGCGCGAAAAUGGGGCUGCCCACAACACGUCCUUCUCCAGCAUGUUGAUGACGACACGAAAUCCUGAGUUGGAUGAAUUGGCCAAGGGACACUGUCUGGGAGCUGGCGAGUUGCCAGAUGAAAUCGGGGAUGUCCAGUUACGAUUUGGGGAGGUCGAGGGUUCUGAGCAGUACAAGCGUGCAGCAUUUGGGACGAAAGAGUCGGUGAGCCCUCUCUCUAAAGGGGAAGAUUAUUACUAG
Penicillium coprophilum is the source of this 1842-nucleotide messenger RNA. RefSeq lists its product as uncharacterized. Bases 1 to 1842 code for a protein of 613 amino acids. The transcript has 2 exons. Lineage: Eukaryota; Fungi; Ascomycota; Eurotiomycetes; Eurotiales; Aspergillaceae. The record is from RefSeq and is a predicted model, not a curated record.